AUGAACUCGGUUUUACAAAGUUUCAAGACCAUUCCGGAGAUCAAAGAUGGCCUACAACGACUAAGUGUUUCUGGUCAAGAAACUGACGCAAAUAAAAAGAUGGCCAUGGCCGUAAAAAGUGUAUACGAAAUGCUCGACAAUCCUCGACGGACAGCAGAUGAGCCACUUGUGCCAUUCUUCAUGUUGCAGGCCCUUCACAGCAUUCUACCUCAGUUCAGCUCUAGAGAUGAGCAUGGUCAUUUGGAGCAACAAGAUGCAAAUGAAUGCUUUUCUGAGGUACAGCGAAUGAUCCUGACCGCCCUCUCAGCUAAUAAAGACAUGCUUGGCAAGGAUGUGAAAGAGUAUUUUCGAGGCAGAUACCAAGUUACUCAAAAGUGCCUUGAAUCCGAUGAAGAGCCAGUUCAAAAAUCAACUGAAGAGUUUUACCAGGUAUGCGCCUGUCUUAUCUGCCCCUUCUUCUUUGCUUCUUCUUUUGUAGUUGAUUUGGACUGAUU
Molecule: messenger RNA, 494 nt
Organism: Cylicostephanus goldi
Lineage: Eukaryota; Metazoa; Nematoda; Chromadorea; Rhabditida; Strongylidae
Source: the annotation of a GenBank genome assembly